GGAGUGACGUCACCGUUCUUAGCAACCGGCAUGGCGACGGCGAAGCUUUGGGAUCCUCCAUUCGUGCGAUAAGAAGCUAGAAUGUCAAUAAUAAUCCCCGUUGUGAUUUCUAGAUGUGUUAAGGCUUUGUCGUUGCACUUUUUCAAUAGUUUGGGAGAAAAUGGGAUACGUUGACAUGGAUUCGAGGAGACGGAGUGUAUUACCGGGCCCUGGGUCCAGCCUUAACAUCAGGGGUAAGGCAUUGAAAAGUAGCCCAUUUUCUCCUAACUCCUCCAACAAGUGGGCCCAAGGUAUGAUUAAUGAUCACAUGAUGUCUCACUACAAACGGAUUUAUUCAGCCAAAGCUGUUAUCGACACCUCAGUACCCAAAAGCCUUACGCAAAGCGUGAAGUACAGCGACCGGAUGAGACAGGAGUAUUUGAAAAAAGGAGGUCGUCCCCAGUCAGCACAUUCGCUCUCGCACAGGAAUAGCAUAGCUUCAUGUUACUCGGCACAAAGUCGAUGUUCCAUGCAGUCUGAAUGCAGACCCUACCUCUGCUCAAGAAACUCUGUGCACUCCAGCCCUGGAUUCAGCAGAUUUUUUCAUGCAAACGACAUCUCCUCUCCAUCCACUAAAGCUAAUCAUCAGCGCCCUUAUUCCGCCGUGGAACUCAAGUUUCGAAGCCAGGAGCUGACGUCCCGGGGGCGCCCGUCCGGAUCCCAGUGCCCCUCGGGCAAGCCGAGCUUCAAGGCCUUUCGCGAUCCUGUGCAAAAGACGUACAGCGGUGACCUUCUUGAGAAACAUUCGCAGCACUUCACCCAAGAAAUGCCUUUCACACCUAAGAUGCUGAAGUCCCAAAAGAGCUCGUACCUGUCUAGUUAUCGCUACUAUCGAGCACCGCGGGGCGCCAAUCUGGCUGAGGAGAGCAACGACCUGAAAGCGGAGAAACGAGCAAAAACUGUGCAGCAGGAGUCGGAUGAUCCACCUCGGGAACUCAAUAAAGAGCAGCAGUCGGCCGAGGACAAGCUCACCGCCACGUAUUCAAUAAGGGCAAAACAAGUCGCAACCAAAAACCGAGACUACGAUCCCUUCGACCAUGCCACCAGGUUCUCUUUCGAGAGUGGAAACACGUCUCCAAGUGCAGAUGAUGAAGAAUUGAUGUACCUUGAGUUUAUUAAUGAUGUCACGGAAGACAUCUUGUCCAGAGGAUCGGUUUCAAACAGGAUCCUCGACCGGGUGGUACAGCGGCAUAUCGAUAUGAAUCUGCAUCGUCUGGAUGAAGCUAAAAUGCGUCACCUUCUGGACAUUCUGCGGAACAACCUGGAGGAACCUUCCGCUGCAUCCUCCUACAGUGAGGGGCCUGGGAAAAAAGACCUGCUCGAUAGCCUCACGGUGAUGCCCGAAUUGACGCUGGAGCGGGCGACAGCUGAAGAGGACAACAAUCUCUUUGAUUAUGCAAGCGAACGCAAUCAUUCUCCCGAGCAUUGCCUGGAGGAGCCCGUGUUGAGCUCUACUCAGCCGUGGUCUCCUGAAAGAAGUUCUUUGCUGACAGCGAGUGAAAAGACGGAGGAGGAGGACAAUCGCGAAGAAGAUGCGAAUUAUGAAGAAAAGGAUGAAGGGGACUACCAACCGGUUGUGACAAAUCAGGAAGAGGCAUACGGUGUGGAGAGCCAUCGGGACCAAGCAGGGUCAGACAAUGAAGAGAACCGCGAUGUUCUUGAAGAGCUGGAAAGAAGGUUUUCAGACUCACUGCGUGUUGAAAAAUACGCUAAAGGUGACAACGUGGACUCUUCCGGUGAGCAGCAAACAUUGGGUUCUGUCAGCGAUGAUGACUUUUGAAUGUUUCACACUGAAAUUUAGAGCCUGUAGAACACAGAUGUGUUCCAAUACAGUGUUUACUUGUUUUUCUUGCUAUUUCACCUUUUUUCUUUUAAGAAUUAUCCUCUGCUAUUUUCUGAAACCCCAAGCUAGUCACUGUUUCUGCUCUUUCUGAAAUCCCUGAAGAUAUCACAACAAAGCACUAGCGGGAAAGUAGUUCUUUGACGCCACCUUGUGGCAUUUAUUGGUAAUUGUAUUUUUUUGUGGACAAGAGUUACUGGUCUAUUAGUGGAGUUUCUUUACUCCCUAUCUAUUAUUCUUUGCAAGAAUAUUGACUUUCGUUUAUUCUGAAAUUAGUAAAAAAAAAAAAAAAAGGAGGUUUGGGGUGGGUACGGAUUCAGUGAGUCACCACAAAGUGUCUUUCAAUUUGCAAUAAAUAUUUCUACAAGUCCUCUGCAUUA
Syngnathus typhle (broad-nosed pipefish) is the source of this 2259-nucleotide messenger RNA. It is a transcript of the gene spata7, whose product is annotated as spermatogenesis associated 7. The record is from RefSeq and is a predicted model, not a curated record. Gene Ontology annotation, cellular component: axoneme; ciliary basal body; photoreceptor distal connecting cilium. Bases 161 to 1819 code for a protein of 552 amino acids. Gene Ontology annotation, biological process: photoreceptor cell maintenance; protein localization to photoreceptor connecting cilium; protein localization to photoreceptor outer segment. The transcript is spliced from 12 exons. Lineage: Eukaryota; Metazoa; Chordata; Actinopteri; Syngnathiformes; Syngnathidae.